Thlaspi arvense is the source of this 846-nucleotide messenger RNA. Lineage: Eukaryota; Viridiplantae; Streptophyta; Magnoliopsida; Brassicales; Brassicaceae. The record is from the annotation of a GenBank genome assembly.
AUGACCAAGAAAAAUGUCAACACCUAUGAGGAGGCUCGCAAGAAACGAGUCGAAGACAAUAAAAAGCGCUUCGAGGAUUUUGGGAUUUUGAAGAUUUCAAAGAGCCUAUCCAAUCUCAAAAGUUCUGAGAAGAAGUCUGUGCAACGUCUUUCAAAACCUAAACAGAGUACCUACGCAAUAGAGCCAAGACGUUCUUCUCGUGCACGCAAUCCAGUUCCUUCAUAUCGUGAUGAUGUUGAUAUAGAGCUUCCAACUUGGCGAAAGAGAUCAAAGACGACGUGGGCAAGCUAUCUUGCAAGACCAUUGGAUGAGGUUAAAACUGCUACAUACGAAGAAAGGGCUGAAGCUUUUAAGCGUGCAGAGAAGCUCCAAAGCAAUCUACAAUCUGGAAAUCCAUCUUUUGUCAAAUCCAUGGUCCGCUCUCAUGUUUACAGUUGUUUUUGGUUGGGACUUCCUGCAAAAUUCUGUGAGGAUCAUCUUCCCAAAAGUGUAGUAGAUGUAGUACUAGAAGAUGAAAAUGGCACUGCGUAUGACGCCAUCUACAUUGGCAAGAGAGCUGGGCUAAGUGGUGGGUGGAGAGGAUUUGCUCUAGAUCAUAAGUUGGACGAUGGUGAUGCUUUGGUCUUUGAAUUGAUUAAACCAACCGGAUUUAAGGUAACUUUCCUUCUUGGUGGUCAUCUUUUACAUGUCUACAUUAUUAGAGCAUCCAGUUGCAGGAACCAAGAAGACGAAAUGACAACCAAAGAUGAAGAAGACAGCAAAGAAAAGAAUAGAUUGCAUCUGGAGGAGAAGCCGGGUAAGAAGAAUAAGACUAAACCAAAACAUUCAGCCAAGGCAAAGAAAGAU